This is a messenger RNA of Salarias fasciatus (jewelled blenny), 3154 nucleotides long. Its product is annotated as selection and upkeep of intraepithelial T-cells protein 2-like. The record is from RefSeq and is a predicted model, not a curated record. NCBI's taxonomy places the organism in Eukaryota, Metazoa, Chordata, Actinopteri, Blenniiformes, Blenniidae. Gene Ontology annotation, biological process: cell surface receptor signaling pathway; negative regulation of T cell proliferation; T cell costimulation. Gene Ontology annotation, cellular component: external side of plasma membrane. Bases 140 to 922 code for a protein of 260 amino acids. The transcript has 4 exons.
AAAGCAGAUGAGCUGCUGCCUGAUCUUCUACACAAUACAACCCCUUCAGCCUCGGCGCACUAAAUGAAGUCGACCUCAGCAGCACAGAAAUCUAGCCUGGAUGAAAGACGCUCACUAAGUGUGUGUUCUGGAGAGCACCAUGAUCAAAGCGAUGAGUUUCUCCUCUGCUGUAAGGACGCCUGAGCCCUGUGUUUUUACCUGGGUUUCCAUUUUCGGCCUCAUUUCUGCAGUCGGUGUGGCUGUUUGUCAGGCUGUGCAGUUACGGACCGCGCCCAGGGUGGCGGCACACUGUGGACAAAACGUCACGCUGACAUGUGAUGUCAACUCGUCGCAGCAGUUGAACAUCAAGCAGUUCCGCUGGCUGAGGAAAGGCACCGUGUGCGAGUACGAACGCGACCAAACUGGACAGGAACUCCAAUGUGAAACCACAAAGACAGAACCUUCCCAUCACAGACUCACUCUCACUCUCAUCAACUUGAGGCCGAUCGACGCAGGGACGUACACCUGCAGGCUGCACUCCAGCCAGGGAGUCAAAAACAACACAACUGUUGUUGAAGUGCAAGAGUGCCGUGGAAAUCUGACCCACUUCAUGAACGGAUCCCUUGCCGAGUGCUCAUUUAGAGGAGUUUACCCCGGCGGGGUGGUCCACUGGUUCCAGGGGGAGGCGAACCUAACAGACUCAUGCAGCACAAAGCAGGAGGUGGACCAGCAAGGACUUUAUAAUGUCAUGAGUAUGAUAGAGGUAGAGAGGGGAAACUCAACGCAGCCCUAUAACUGCUCCCUGUGGACGCCUUCUCUGAGGAGGUAUCACUCCUGGAUGCAGCUGCCGUUAGUCAAAGACAUGGGAUCAUCAGGAAGCGCUGCUGGCCUGAAGUGGGCCUGUUUACUGAUGGAAGUCAUCAUGCUGAAACUUAUUGUGUGAAUUUAACACUUGACUUGGGAUAUUUUGAAAUGAGUGCCUCAAACAGGAAACUGUGUGACAUGUAAAAUGUGGCGUGAAGUUAAGAAGGAGUUACAAAGAAAAUCUGAAUGGCAAAACUGGAAAUUAAAGGAUGUUUUUUUUAUUUUUGUCAUGUAAAUUUAAAGCUGCACUUCAAACUUCAUAAUCAAAUUUCAACACUAGAUAGACUGAUCUCUGAAAACAAGUUUCCCCACUUGAUGGCAGCAAAACGCUUUUUAUACCUGACAAAAUGUGCAACCGGACAAUUACACAAUAAUACAGAGAGACAAAGCUUUGGUCUUCCAGAUUGAUCCCAUGUGUAAUGACUGCAGACUGCAUCCCAGAUAUCAACAGAUUAAGCAAUGUUUAAGCUUUCCUGUAGACAAGCUUUUAAAAAAAAAAUCCCAUUUCGGGUUCAGGCUUGUUUUAUGAUCGGUGUAGUCAGGAGAGCUUGUUGAAGAACAGAUGUAUGCUUUCAUUUGCCUCUGAGAUCCUGUUCAUUCGUUCAGGGGACCAGUAGUCUUAAAUCCAUAAGCGCUGAAUGAUAUCCAUGAGAAAUCUUAAAAGAUUGCUCAUGCAAACAUGCAAUCACAUAAAUGGACUGAAUUUUUUGGAGUUGACUGUAAAAUAAGUGUAUUUCAUUGAGUAUUGAACAACAUUUCUAUUAACUUGGUUUGCUUUCUUUUUCUUUUUUUUUUUUGUAAUAUUCUAUAGUGUGAAACGCAAAAGCAAAUGUGUUGUAGGUGGUCUUCAAGAGAAGAACUUAGGAAUCAUUAAUCAAACCUUCUGUUCUGACCAGAUUGCUGUUGCUCUUCUGUGCAUUUCUGUUUAAAAAGAUUCCUUUGUUUUGCAAGAGGUGGUUCGAGGUCCCUGCAUAUUUGUCUGUACAGCUGGUGGGUCUGAACUUGCCUCCAGAUUUUUUCAGGUGGAUGUUAAAAAGUCAACAGUCGGGCUUCAUUUACUUUCUUUGAGUCCUUCUCACUUAGGCGCAAAUGCUGUAAUUUACAUUUAGCUGGGAGGACAGGAUGAGUCUCCAGAGCCAGAACAAUGAGUCAGAUAAGAUCAACAAACGAUCAUGCAAGAACAUGUGCGAACAAUGUGUUGCACAGUUUUGUUCAUAGCUGUGAAAGUUGCUUAUACACACAAUAUUAAAAAGUAAAACUGGAACAAAGCUUUGGUGAAAUAGGUAGGAAACCUGAAAGCUCUCACUUUGGAUUAGAUGUGCCUCUUUAACAUGAAGCUGUUCUACAAAGAAACACGCAGUUUUCUUCAUCAGUGUGAUUUUCGAUUGGUGCAAUAAAUCCAAAGAGCUGAUAGUGGAAACAGAGGAGAUGCUGCUUCCAGCACUGAUCAGAGCAACACAAAGAAGGAGCAAUAAGAUGACUUGCUUGACAAAGAGUUAACCUUUAUCGAGCAAGCCAUCCUAUUGAGUAACUUAUAGAUUUAUCUGUGGUUCUUUCAAACUAACAACAAAACACGUCUGGCUGUCAGGGGAUAAUGAUUGUACAAUAGAUUGCAAAAGGGGUUUAGCUCUGUUUCAUAAUUCACUUAUAUAACAUUUUGUUUUGCGUCCUUUGGUUUGGCAGGAGUUAAAAUGUGAAAACAGAAAAAAAAAAAUCAAAAGCUAUCUAAACGCUGUACACAUACAAAAACAGCGUCUUCCUUAUGGCUAAAGAUUUAUUCUGUUUUUAUGAGAUAAAUAGAAAUCUAGUAAAAGCUUCUUAAACUUAGAAAUAUGUGAUUUUUUUUUAACCAUUAUUAUAUUUUGCUGGGCAGUAUAAAGGGUUAAUGCAUUAGAGCUGAUCAGUACAGGGGAGCCACCUGGGCCAUUCUUUAGCAGUGUGCGCCGUGUGAGUGUGAGAUGAAGGGUGUUUCUGCUAACAAGCCAUCCUGCAUGUAAACAGUGCUGAGUGUGAUGAGUAACUUGAAAAUGUUUCACAAUGAUGUAAAAUCGAGAUUAAAAGAAUCACAGUGUUUAUUUCCUUAAACAACUGUUGCAGAAUACAUGUGUGAAACUUUUGUUUUCGUUCCACUGAACGUGACGUAAGAUGACUGUUUUAUUUAUAUGGAUGAAUCACUUUAAUUUCAGUGAUGAUUUCAUUCCACAGUUUACUCUGCGUCAGUCAGUGUUGUCUCAGGUCUUGACAGACUAAUGGGAACGAUUCACAUUUAUCAGCUGUUUGUUUUUAAACUGAUCAUGUUUACUGACCUCAG